Drosophila novamexicana is the source of this 1476-nucleotide messenger RNA. RefSeq names its product 26S proteasome regulatory subunit 6A-B (gene Rpt5). Gene Ontology annotation, cellular component: proteasome regulatory particle, base subcomplex. The record is from RefSeq and is a predicted model, not a curated record. Gene Ontology annotation, molecular function: ATP binding; ATP hydrolysis activity; proteasome-activating activity. Bases 111 to 1397 code for a protein of 428 amino acids. Lineage: Eukaryota; Metazoa; Arthropoda; Insecta; Diptera; Drosophilidae. The transcript has 3 exons. Gene Ontology annotation, biological process: proteasome-mediated ubiquitin-dependent protein catabolic process.
AAACACGAAAAUUUACAAGUCAUCGACUAAAAAGGCAAAGCAAAGAAACCAGCUAGCCACAGCAAAAGUUUUAUUUAAGCAAGUUUAUUAACAAAGCAAAUUGACAAAAAAUGGCCCAAACACUUGAGGAUAAAUCAAUAUGGGAAGAUGGCGAGGAGUCGCUGGGCGAAGAGGUGCUGCGUAUGUCCACUGAUGAGAUUGUGAGCAGGACUCGCCUGAUGGACAACGAAAUAAAAAUAAUGAAGAGCGAAGUAAUGCGGAUCACACACGAGAUUCAAGCGCAAAACGAGAAAAUCAAAGACAACACGGAAAAGAUCAAGGUUAACAAAACGCUGCCAUAUCUGGUGUCCAAUGUCAUUGAGCUACUGGAUGUGGACCCGCAGGAAGAGGAAGACGACGGCUCUGUUACCGUGCUGGACAAUCAGCGCAAGGGAAAAUGUGCGGUUAUCAAAACAUCAACGCGUCAGGCGUAUUUCUUGCCAGUCAUUGGCCUAGUCGAUGCCGAGAAACUUAAACCCGGCGACCUGGUUGGCGUCAACAAGGACUCUUAUCUGAUUCUGGAAACUCUGCCAGCUGAGUAUGAUGCUCGUGUUAAAGCUAUGGAGGUGGAUGAGCGUCCUACAGAGCAGUACUCCGAUAUUGGUGGAUUGGAUAAACAGAUCCAGGAGCUCAUUGAAGCCGUGGUGUUGCCCAUGACACACAAGGAAAAAUUCAAGAAUCUGGGAAUUCAUCCACCAAAAGGUGUUCUAUUGUACGGCCCACCCGGAACUGGCAAGACUCUGCUCGCCCGUGCUUGCGCUGCCCAAACAAAGUCAACUUUCCUGAAGCUGGCCGGUCCGCAGCUGGUUCAAAUGUUUAUUGGUGAUGGCGCCAAGCUAGUGCGCGAUGCCUUUGCGCUGGCCAAGGAGAAAGCACCCGCCAUCAUUUUCAUUGAUGAAUUGGAUGCCAUUGGCACAAAGCGUUUCGAUUCAGAGAAGGCUGGUGAUCGUGAGGUGCAGCGUACCAUGUUGGAGCUGCUGAAUCAGUUGGAUGGGUUUAGCUCGACUGCGGAUAUUAAGGUUAUUGCUGCUACGAAUCGUGUUGAUAUUCUUGAUCCCGCCCUGUUGCGCUCCGGCCGAUUGGAUCGUAAAAUCGAGUUUCCACACCCGAACGAAGAGGCACGUGCGCGCAUUAUGCAAAUCCAUUCGCGUAAAAUGAAUGUCAGCAACGAUGUUAACUUUGAGGAGCUAUCCCGUUCCACAGACGAUUUCAAUGGCGCCCAAUGCAAGGCAGUGUGCGUAGAGGCUGGCAUGAUUGCCCUGCGCCGCUCUGCCACAUCGGUUACGCAUGAGGACUUCAUGGACGCCAUCAUGGAAGUGCAGUCCAAAAAGAAAGCUAAUCUUAACUACUAUGCCUAGGCUAAAACUUCGCAAAUUAAAUUUACUUGUAAUCUUGCAAACACGUCAACAAUAAAACAGAUAAUAUAUUAAACAAUAA